AUGGCCAAAACUAAACAAGUCCCAAAGAAAGUCCUAGAGGAAGAGGAAGAGGAGGAAGUCGAAGCCUCAACAGCGCAAAGGGGAAGAUCAGACGAAGAGAAAAUGAGAACCGUCAUCCCCAAACAUUGGCAUCCAGCCUUGCCCAAUAAGACCACCGUGGGCUUGCCCAAUGCCCGGGUUGACUGCUAUCGAAAUGUCGUCUUCCAAAUGCUUCUGCAUAUGCCGAUUCUUCACAAUUGGCUCAUCUGGUAUAUGAACCACCAUGCCCCCAGGGGUUACGUUUGCAAGAUGGGUGAAGAUUUCCGCAGAUGCCAAGUUUGCGAACUUGCCGAGGUCUUCCAAGGUUAUUGGGCAAAUGAAACUGGAAAUUGGAUCUAUACCUUUAGAUAUCUAGCAAGGACGAUCUUGCUUAAGUGGAAACCAAACGGCGAGAAUUCGGAACAAGACCCAGCAGAGUACUUUCAUAAAGUAUACAAAGCCAUCAAAAAGGGCAUCAGGCCUAUGAUGAAAGGAGACUUCGAAGAUAUGUUCGAGGUCGGAAUCAUCCAGAGGAUAGAAUGUGCUGGGGAAAACCCCUGUGCCCCAAGGUGCACCCCGAGACAGCAACCGGUCAUGCUGCUCCCAUUUUCAGAGCACAACACACUCCCCGCCAGGCCUACUUUGGGCGAUGUAGUCAAACAAUACUUUGAAAAUGUGGACGAUCUCGGUACAUGUCAGGACUGUGGAGGCAAGAAGACAUCCACCGACCGAAUUGGACGUUUUCCUGAGCUUCUCGUGAUCCAGCUCAACCGCGCCAAUGAUUUUGGCCAAAAGAUCCAAACCCACGUAUAUCUGACCGAGCAGCUAAAUAUCGAGACACGGUUCAUGGAUGAAUGCUGGGGCAACGAACGAAAAGUCGUCCGGUAUAAACUGACCUCGAUGGUCUUGCAUUUUGGCCAGCAUGUACAAUCAGGUCAUUACAUGAUCGCUGUUAAAAGUAAAGGAGGUCAAUGGUCUAUGGCGAAUGACACUCAGGUCUAUGACUGGGACCCCGAAGGACCCGAGAGCAGCCUGGACUAUCCCGCUACCUGUUAUCUCUUUACAUACCGCCGGUUACCCACGGAAGACGAGGCAGAGAUAAUCCCAGAUGACGAGGCCAUUCAGACCGACUCCGGUUUAUGCUCGGACGAUGAUGUGUUUGAGAAUGUUGAUCCUGGCCCAGGAUUACCCCCGGUCCCUGAGAACACUGUCGUUAAGAUCCCUGAGAACCCUGUCUUUGAGAACCCUGCCUUUGAGAAGUCUGUGUUUGGGAAUUCUAUCUUUGGGAAUUCUAUCUUUGGGAACUCUGUCUUUGGGAGCUCUGUCCCUGAGAACUCUGUCCCUGAGUCAGGCGCCAGUGCCUGGGGAGUUGAUCCCAGGACAUUGGAGAAGUUACUGGAGGUGAUCAUUCCCCAGGUUGUCGAUACCUAUAUAGCCCGCUCAGCGGAUGCGAGGCAUAAGGAGUGGGAUCAAUGGGCGAAGGAAUGGGCGAAGGAAUGGGAGGAGAAGAGAAGAACAACCGAAGGAGCGAACAAAACAGCCGAAGGAGCGAACAUAACAGCCAAAGAAGCGAACAAAUCUGCUAUUUGCCCUGGUUGCGACAAGGAUAUGGUCAAUUGGCAGAAGCAACGAGGAAGACUUCAGGUAACUUUGACUGAAGAUCAGGGGAAUGGGGAAAAGAUCUUAGAUCUUGAAGUUCAAGGUCUACACUACAAUCGACUCAAGAGGAAGGUGGGCAAGGAAGCCGAUAAGGCAGGAGAGUCGGCAAUUACCAAGGUGAUAAAAAGGUUGAAGGGCACAGCGAAGGGAGAUGAAGAGACGGAGACGGAGACGGAGAAGGAGAAGGAGAAGGAGAAGGGAAAGGCCAAGCCAAAGGUGAAGGACUCAGCGAAGGGAGAUGAAGAGAAGGGAAAGGCCAAGACAGCGACCAAGACAGCGACCAAGACAGCGGCGAAGGGAAAGGCGAAGGCGAAGGGAAAGAAGAAGUAG
Messenger RNA from Penicillium psychrosexuale, 2007 nucleotides. RefSeq names its product ubiquitin carboxyl-terminal hydrolase. Gene Ontology annotation, biological process: protein deubiquitination. Gene Ontology annotation, molecular function: cysteine-type endopeptidase activity; cysteine-type deubiquitinase activity. Bases 1 to 2007 code for a protein of 668 amino acids. The transcript is spliced from 3 exons. NCBI's taxonomy places the organism in Eukaryota, Fungi, Ascomycota, Eurotiomycetes, Eurotiales, Aspergillaceae. Gene Ontology annotation, cellular component: nucleus; cytosol. The record is from RefSeq and is a predicted model, not a curated record.